AUGGGAGAGAAAGCAGAAGAAGGGAGCAGGACCUGGGUCAAGUUGACAGGAAGAUUCGGGAAAAAACUCAGGCAGCAAGACCCAAAAACAGAGGAGGCGGAUUCAGACCGUAGCGACUCGCCGGAGGAAGCCGGCAGGAGGUUGUCGGUCCGGGAGGAGGAACUUUUGAGUCGGGUCCAGCCCGACCAGGAAGGCGAGGACCUGCUUUGCCGAGAUCUGGAGCUCCUCAAGCUGCAGAUCCUGACGACGGUCCGUCGGAGCUUCGCCGGCGAUCCGGACGCCGACCUGGCGAGCGCCGUGGCCGUCUUGCGGCAGCAGGAGACCCUGGACCGGCACCGGGAGGGCGGCGGCUGCCGGUGGAGGCCCCUCAAAUGUCUGGGCGCUCACAACGCGCUGCUCGCCGACGUGGCCGAGUUCAGGCUAGCGGAGGCUGCACGAGACGCCGACCGAGACGGAGCCGGAGGCCUCUCCACACCCCUCAAGAGACAGGUAUGCGGGGCGGGCAAGCGCGUGAAGGAGGACCUGCUGAGGUGUGCGCGUACGCUGCAGCCCUGUUACGACCCCGACUUGGACGUGCUCAACAUCUACGCCGGUUUGUGUCAUCAAUCGUUCGCGGCCCGAUUGAGCGACGCCGUCCAAGCCGGCCCGGACGUCGACGAAUGCGCCUACCUGCUCUUUUGGGUCAACACGUUCUACCCGCGGGAAAUCCUGAAACAUGAGGAGCUGCGUGGCAAGUUGAAGAGCGACUGUCUGGGCGCUCUGCUCCCAAGGGAGCAGGUGCGGCAGCUAGAGGAACGGGUCGCCAAAAACAAGGAGGAGCGCCUCUGUUCGUGGCUGCAUAAAGUCCUGCAGCGGGAAGAGGAAAACUGGAGCGGCGGUAAAAUGCCGGAAGUCAUCGACGACUUCUUCUUCUGUCCGCUAGCUGUCGACGUCAUUCAGGUGAUCGACGGAUCCCUCGCCGACUCCGACUACUUCAGCGGUGGCGACAGAACUGAUUCUCGCUGGAUUGCAGCUCACCUGGAGAACUUCCUCCUCAGUUACAAGAAGAGCCUGGAAAAGUUGUCGCAGGGAAAUGACGAGCACGCGACCACAUGGAUGAAAGCUCACUUGGCUUGCCAGGAACAACUCAGAGAUUAUGUUGGAAGGCGAGCAGAAGAUCAACCGGGAAGUCAAGAGAGUGGUCGCUGUGAAGCCAUUUUGGAUGAGCUACGGGACUUUGUUUCGGUCGCGUUCACCCGUCCCAUCCACGAACACCUCAAGGUGUAUUACAGGCAACUGUGGACGCCAGGGUGGUGCGACGGCUCGCUUCCCGUCAUGGACUCUCUGCUGGAGGUUUUGUUUCACGUCUUGGACCAGCAGCUGACUCACCUCAAAGCUUCCUGCAAACAGAGCUUAACGCGGACGUUCCGGCGGGAGUUGGAGGUGGAGUACGCCAGGAGGAUGACAAAAAGCCGGCUGAAGGGCGAGCAGGAUUGGGCGGCCGCCGCCCGUCGGAUGUUGGACGACGCUCGCAAGAUGGACGACUUCUUCCGCGUGGCGGGCUGCGAUGAAAGUCGAUGCUUCGGUCAGAUGCCGGUCAACGUCGAAGCGCCUCAUCUGGGAAGCAUUCGAAAGGACAUGCUGGCCUUCGCCAGAAAAUUCCUGGACUUCAGAUCGGAAGCCUCAUCAGUUCAACUGUCUGUGCUGGAUCGGCGGGAACAAAAACCAGGACCCAGAGCAGGCCCUGAGGACUCGGUUGGACACCCCUGCUCUGGACCAUCCACGCCCCCAUUAACCGGACUUCAGGGAAGGGAUGAGGGGACACGCCAACACCCGCCCACUCGGCCCACCACCCGCCAACGCAACCCCCGAAUGACACUGGACACCGUGGGGCCCACAAGGACACCCCGCCAACCCACGGCACUCAGUCAGCAACCCGCACCAGGGCCCAAGGAGGAUACCCAAGUAGAAAAGAGUGGGGAAGGACACCCAACCCCCCCGACCCCCUCGCAACUACCAGCCCAGGCAAAUAUGAGGCCACGCCCUGGGAGCCACACCAUAUAG
Molecule: messenger RNA, 2043 nt
Organism: Nerophis lumbriciformis (worm pipefish)
Lineage: Eukaryota; Metazoa; Chordata; Actinopteri; Syngnathiformes; Syngnathidae
Source: RefSeq, a predicted model, not a curated record